Messenger RNA from Plasmodium coatneyi, 2319 nucleotides. RefSeq lists its product as uncharacterized. Gene Ontology annotation, biological process: transmembrane transport. The record is from RefSeq and is a predicted model, not a curated record. The coding region runs from base 1 to 2319 and encodes 772 amino acids. Gene Ontology annotation, molecular function: ABC-type oligopeptide transporter activity; ATP binding; ATP hydrolysis activity. The transcript has a single exon. Gene Ontology annotation, cellular component: membrane. NCBI's taxonomy places the organism in Eukaryota, Apicomplexa, Aconoidasida, Haemosporida, Plasmodiidae.
AUGGGGAACGCGCUGCGGAAGGGCAAAGAUGCCCAGGGGACGCUCGGAAAAAUCCUGAAUAGCAUCUACGCGGUGUUUUCAAUUCAUGGGGAAGACAGCUCCGUCAAUAAUAAACCUAAAGAUGGAGGAGCAGAAGAAGGUGCAUCGAAAAAAGGAAAAAAUAAUUUCCUUCUAAGGGCUAUAACCGACAUGACGAAAGGGGAAAAGACGCUGCUCGUCAUCGCCUUUGCAUUUUUAGCCAUCAAUGCGUAUACGAACUUGAAUUACCCGAAGAUUAUGGGGGAGUGUGUCGAGACGGUAAAUCUGUCAAACGGGGGUGUAACCCCACUUAGCGGGGUAAAUAGCGUUAAUGGCGUUAAUGCAGGUGGAAGCAUUGUGGCGCCCUCCAAGUGCAACUUCCUGAUGACUCUCCUACAGAGGACCAAAAUUUUAAACAAAUUUUUUCCAGGCACCCCAGACAGAGGCGCGAAUGCCGUUUUGUGCUUCCUACCGUACUUCCUCUGCGGAGGCGUGGCGUCCUACUUUAGAAUAUACUUCACAAACAAGUGCAUUAAGAAGGUAGAGAACCGACUGAAAAAACGAGUGCACAAAACGAUCAUUACACAAAACAGUGAAAAGUUCAAAUCGCAUAAAUCGCCAGACUAUCUCAUCAACCUUAUUUUUAACGAAAUAAAAUUUUCCGCCAAGCAGUUGAUCACGUCCAUCACGCAGAUGAUGCGUUAUGGUAACUCCAUCGUCGGGGGAAGUAUAUCCAUGAUAUGCAUAUCUCCUUACCUGACCAAACUGUGUGUCUUCGUUGUUCCUACUUACGGAUUUUUGAUCCUUCUCAUUUUGAGAAAAUUGAAAAGUAUUAAAAUGAAGACGUCCACCUGUGAAGAAAAACAAAUGGCUAGAUUGUCAGACAUUUUACAAAAAAAAAAUGUCAUUUCAUUUUUUGGAAAUGAUUAUUAUGAAAAUAGCUUUUUUUGUAAAAACCUAAAAUACAUGAACAGACUAAAUGAGAGGUACACAAAUUGGGAAUCCCUAUUUUAUUCCUUCCUCAAUAUAGGAACCAAUAUUGUUAUCUGCUCUAUCCUUUGCUUUGGAAGAAGCGAACUGAAUAAGAAACAUAUCACCCAUGGACAGCUCGUUUCCUUCAUUGCCUUCUCCAGCAUGUUAGGGUUAGGCAUUGUUGGCAUGCUAAAAUUGAAAAAGGAUAUCGGUGUUCUCCAGCUAAGUUUGCAGAAGAUUUACGAAAUUGUGGAUUUCACUCCGGUGAGGAAUGCUGAACCGGAUGAAAGGACACCCCACACCACUGCUGAUGUGAAUAGCGAAGGUGGUUCCCCUGUAGUUUGUGACCCAUGUCCAAGAAACCUCCGCGGAAGCCUCAAAUUUGAGAACGUCCACUUUUCCUACAAUGCAUUCGAUCCCAGCAAGAAAAAGGAUGUCCUAAAAAAUAUAAACUUUGAAAUAAAGGAAAGGGAAAAGGUAGCCAUUGUAGGGAAAAGCGGGUCGGGAAAGUCCACCCUGUGGAAGCUCCUCACCACGGAGUAUGACUACCAGGGAAACAUAUACAUUGACAAGUGUGACUUAAAAAAUUUAAACAAAACGUAUUUUAAAAAAUGCGUCAUAUCGGUUAGUGAGCAGGACUGCUGUGUGCUGAAUAGGUCUCUGUACGAAAAUUUAGUCUACGCCCUGUUACCGGUAAAUAUUGAGGGCAAGCGGGAGUUGCCAAAGGUUAUCCCCAUGGGAGUAGAUGAGUCGACUAGCAAGAAGGAAGGAGAAGGCAUACCAAAUGAAAAGCCAGACGAAGCUCCAAACACACGCCUAGGUGAAGGAAAAAUAACUCCAAGCAGUGAUACAGCCCACCUGAAGGGCCAAAACAAUUAUACACUUUUGCAGGAAUACGGGCAAGAAAAAUUAAGCCUCAUAAACGAAACAAUAAAUGCACUGUGCGAACAGCUAGAUUUGACCCAGUUUAUUCACUCCCUACCAGAACAUAUCCACACAAGUGUACAAAACAGUUCCAUGUCAUCGGGGCAGAGACAAAGAAUAUCCAUCAUCCGGUCUUUAAUAAAAGACGCCCCAAUUUAUGUCUUCGAUGAAAUCACUUCCUUUUUAGAUGAGUCCAAUGUAGAAAAAGUAUACAACCUAAUUAAUACGUUAAUACCUAAUAAGACAAUUAUCUACGUCACCCACUCGGUGAAUAUUUUGCACCAGAUGGAUAAAAUAAUUGUCGUCGAUCAAGGCAGGAUAUGUUCCAUUGGGACUUUUAGUCAGAUUAAGAAUGACCCACUUUUCUUGGACAUCUUUUCGCACUCUAAAGUGACGUCCAUAUGA